UGAGCAAGUCCAGCUCUUCCUGAGCCAACUUACGGACUUGCUUCUGGAUGACCAAUGUGUAUUUUAGCUGAUAAUGUCGGCUGCUAAGUCUCCAACUUCCCAUUCAUUCCAGCUGAUAGCAACGCAUAUAAUGCAAAAACCACAAUUCAGGAUCAUACAAAUAUUACUGUUAAAACUUUCUAGAUGAUUGUAGUUGCUUUGGUUGUGUUCUAUGCUAGCAGAAGCCUUCUCCGAGGUUUACUGCUCGCCCUAGAGCACCACGUUCCCCACUUACUGGGAACCUUGGGGGCUGGAAAUAUGGGAAACUCCUGUGUUUGCCGAGAUGACAGCGGAGCCGAAGACAGCGCGGAAUCCCGGAGUCGGCAAGCGGAGCACAGCAGAGCACACGUACCUGAAGCAAGGAGCCACCCCAGGGACCCUGUCCGGCCCCCCAGGCGGGGGCGAGGGCCUCAUGAGCCCAGAAGGAAAAAGCAGAACGUGGACGGGCUGGUGCUUGACACGCUGGCUGUAAUUCGGACGUUGGUAGAUAAUGACCAGGAGCCUCCUUAUUCAAUGAUCACGUUGCAUGAAAUGGCAGAAACAGAUGAAGGCUGGUUGGAGGUUGUUCAGUCUUUAAUUAGAGUUAUUCCAUUAGAAGAUCCCUUGGGACCAGCUGUUAUAACGUUACUACUUGAUGAAUGUCCGCUGCCAACAAAAGAUGCAUUGCAAAAGUUAACAGAAAUAUUAAAUUUAAGUGGAGCUGCUGCUUGCCAGGAUGCUUGUCACCCUGCCAAACACCGGAAUACAACUGCAGUAUUGGGCUGUUUAGCAGAGAAAUUAGCAGGUCCUGCAAGCAUAGGCUUACUCAGCAGAGGCAUAUUAGAAUACCUACUUCAUAGCUUGAAUUUCCAGUCCCAUCCGACAGUGAUGCUUUUUGCACUAAUAGCCCUGGAGAAGUUUGCACAAACAAGUGAAAAUAAAAUGACAGUUUCUGAAUCGUGCAUUAGUGACCAGCUGAUCUUGCUAGAGAAAUGGACUGAUAAUCCGGAUUAUUUAAAACGCCAGGUUGGAUUCUGUGCCCAGUGGAGUUUAGACAAUCUGUUUCUGAAAGAAGGCAGACAGCUUACGUACGAGAAGGUUGACCUGACCAACAUUAGGGCUAUGCUGAACAGUAAUGAUGUCAGUGAAUACCUUAAGAUCUCCCCGCAUGGAUUAGAGGCUCGAUGCGAUGCGUCGUCCUUUGAAAGUGUCCGGUGUACGUUCUGCGUCGAUUCCGGAGUCUGGUACUACGAAGUCACAGUAAUCACUUCAGGAGUGAUGCAGAUAGGAUGGGCUACCAAAGACAGCAAGUUUCUCAACCAUGAAGGUUAUGGCAUCGGGGAUGACGAAUACUCCUGUGCGUACGAUGGCUGCCGGCAGCUCAUCUGGUAUAAUGCCAGAAGUAAACCACAUUCCCACCCUUGUUGGAAAGAAGGAGACACGAUAGGAUUUCUCCUAGACUUGCAAGAAAAGCAAAUGAUCUUCUAUUCAAAUGGAAACCAGCUUCGUGCUGAGAAACAAGUAUUCUCAUCUGCUGUAUCUGGCUUUUUUGCUGCAGCUAGUUUCAUGUCCUAUCAACAAUGUGAAUUCAACUUUGGGUCAAAACCUUUCAAGUACCCACCACCAAUCAAAUUUAGCACCUUUAAUGAUUACGCCUUUCUGACAGCAGAAGAGAAAAUCAUUUUGCCCAGACACCGACGCCUGGCUUUGCUCAAGCAAGUGAGUAUCCGAGAGAACUGCUGCACACUUUGCUGUGAUGAGAUAGCAGACACAGAACUCAGGCCGUGUGGACACAGUGACCUGUGCAUGGGGUGUGCCUUGCAGCUGGAGACCUGCCCGUUGUGCCGACAGGAAAUACAAACCAGAGUCAGACAGAUCUCGCACAUUUCAUGACACACGUGGAGAAGUACCAUGGACUUAUUUUUAACAAACUCCAUCUAAUACUGAAGGGGGAAAAGCAUCUCUUAACCAAUCUUUACGCACAUAGAACCAUAGCCACGGCCAGGUUCCAUGCUAAAGUGUAGUCUGUUUAUCUUAAAUUAAAUCUUAAUAGGCAAUUUCAAGUUGCCAGCAAGAGGAGUUGGUUUCGACGGUAACAACAGCUGGUAGUUCAGCGACUUAUGGCUGUUGGUUAUCUCCAAGCAAGACCACGGGAGAGUGUCUCUUCCCCCUUUCCUUCUCGCCUGUCGCAAGUGCUGAAAAGAAUUUGCACUGGAAGUACAC
Molecule: messenger RNA, 2241 nt
Organism: Tinamus guttatus (white-throated tinamou)
Lineage: Eukaryota; Metazoa; Chordata; Aves; Tinamiformes; Tinamidae
Gene: RSPRY1
Product: ring finger and SPRY domain containing 1
Cellular component (GO): cytoplasm
Molecular function (GO): protein binding; ubiquitin-protein transferase activity
Source: RefSeq, a predicted model, not a curated record